AUGGGGACCCAGCAGGAGGCUCAGGGGCCUGGGCUGAGCCAGUGGUUCCCUCCCCACGUGUCCCCCGAGGAGGGAUCUCCCUCAGGAGCCCCUGGGACAGAGGAACCCGAGGAACAACAAAGGAACGGCCCAGACGGGGGAAAGUGCAAAAAUAAAGCAGAAAACCAUGAAAACCCGGCCGGGACAGAGGCAGGAACGCCGACAGAGAGCGGAGCGGGGACAUCCCCGAGCUGUCCCCUCCCCAUCCCCGCGCCCCGACUGGGCGAGGUGGAGACCGAGCUGCUCCGCGACGACGACGAGGAGGAGCUCGACUUUGGCGAGCCUGGAGUGACACCAGCAAGCCCCGAGCCUCCCGCCGGACCCCCCGAGGGUGGUUUUUGGAGCCGCCUUGACCCCCGGCUGGGGCUGCCCCUGCGGGAGGGGCUCGCCCGGUGCGGGAGGGGCGAGUACGAGGCGGCGGCCGCCAAAUUCUCCACGGCCCUGCAGCUUUGCAGCAGAGGCUUUGCCGUGGAGGAUCCCUUGGAGUCCUCCCCGGAGGACAUUUCCAGGGUUGCCGGUUUCAUCGAGGCAAAACUCGUCACCUGUUACCUGAAACUGGGGCAGCCUGGCAUCGCUCUGAGUCACUCACACAGGAGCAUCAUCCAGAACCCCUCCUGUUUCCGCAACCACCUGCGCCAGGCCGCCUGCUUCCGAUGCCUGCGGAGAUACUCGGAAGCCGCCAGGAGCGCUAUGAUCGCCGACUGCCUGUACGUCCUGGCAGGGGGCACCAGGCUGGGGACCAGCGACCUCAUCCAGCUCUACUGGCAGGCUCUGAUUCAAGAAGCCCUCAGCGAAGAAGCGUCUUUUUCUGUCCUGUACACGCCUUUUGAGAACGAGGACGAGGCUGAAAAAAUAAGGGAGGCCACCGAAACCUUUGCUGAGAAGCACCCUGAUUACGUGCAGCACAUAUUUACAGAUCCUUACGGAAUUCACCUGCUGCCAGAGGGAGUUGAGUCCCUGCCUGACCAGCAGUACUUACUGACCCUGGGCUUCAGGGACAAAGAGCUCGGAAAGAACGUGGAAAAAUCUGUAACUCGGAAGCUGCCGAUCUGUCCUGGGGCGUGUGGUGACACAGACCUCUGGGUUUGUGUGGUUUUGGGGUGUCGUUCCUGCUGCAGGUGAUCCGCCAGGGUCCUGAAAUGCCCCACGGAUUUCCACAGGAACAGAGUUCCCGACAGGCGCAGCCCCUGCGCCCGCGCCAUCGAGCGGUUCCACCGCGCCGCUCUGCUGGGCCGCUGGCACGGAGGGCACGAGCAGCCCCAGCUGAUGGCCCAAGCCCUGGCCGAGCUGGCCACCAUCCCCUACCUGCAGAGAGUCUCUCAGGAGGACGACAGGCUGCUGCGGUCGCUGACGGCGGACGCCACGGACAUGCUGGCUGGGAGAGCCGGGGAUCGCGCCUGGACUAAAAUACAGAAGCUGGCGCUGAUAGAGGAGGAGCUGAGGGAAGGAGAGGAGGAUUUCCUGAGGAACCAAAAAGUGCGAAAUCCUGGGGUGGAAAACUCGGGGCAGGAAUAUCUGAGGCUGGAAAACACCAGCGUGCUCAUCCCCGACCCUCGGAGCUUGGCCACGGAGUCAAAGAGGAGAUGCGUGGAUUUUGCCAAUAGUUAA
Messenger RNA from Empidonax traillii (willow flycatcher), 1647 nucleotides. It is a transcript of the gene SPATA16, whose product is annotated as spermatogenesis associated 16. Gene Ontology annotation, biological process: spermatogenesis. Gene Ontology annotation, molecular function: protein binding. The transcript is spliced from 12 exons. Gene Ontology annotation, cellular component: Golgi apparatus. The record is from RefSeq and is a predicted model, not a curated record. Lineage: Eukaryota; Metazoa; Chordata; Aves; Passeriformes; Tyrannidae.